GUCUAUUUCAUAUAUUACCUCAAAAUGAAAUGUAUCAAAAAUUCUUACACUAGUGCAAGCGUCAACAAUUGCCCUGGGAAUCAAAAGGGUUAAAAGCUUAAUGAAAGUGUUUCUUUUUGAAAGCAGAUUGAAAGGAGGGUCUUCCCCCUAAAAAACCCACGCCCGCUUGUCAUUAGUCGUUUCUUCUGAAAUGCUGUUACCAAUCAUCGUAUUUUUCAUUUUUUAUCUCAGAUAGUAUAAGUUGCCCCGAGUUUUUCCAAUGCAGGGAAACCAGAGAGUGUAUUUUUUGGGAUCAAGUUUGUGAUGGAACUAAGCACUGCUUAAUCGGCGAUGACGAAACGAAUUGUGACCUCUGUGGAGAGAGUGAAAUCCAUCUGGAGGAGGAUCUUCCCUACAAUCUGACCUCUCCGAACUACCCCGACCGGUAUCCCAACUACCUGAGCUGCCACUGGGAGUUUAGCGCUGCAAAUGGAUUCAUUGUCAUCAGCAUCUUGGAUUUCAAAACUGUGACAUCGUCUGACUUCGUCACGGUAGUGGGGCCGGGCUUGGAGCUCGGGGAUAUUGCCGAAAGGCCACCAAACAGUUUGCGCUUGUUCGGAACAACAAGUGUUACGAGAGUAACUUCAAUGCGUCCAAACAUUCGUGUUAUGUUUCAAACUGAUGGGUCAUUCAGGAGAAGGGGUUUCCGAAUGAAGGUCGAGGUAUUUGAAAUUUGGCCGAAUGAGUGUUCAGGUGAACCUGAUUUUCAAUGUGAGAAUUCAACGCUGUGUAUUUCAUCCCAAGCUGUUUGUAAUGGCUUUACGGACUGUCCCUACGGAUUCGAUGAACAGCAGUGCUACAAUAUUAGCUGUCCUGGGUUUUUCCAGUGCCGAGGAAGCAAACAAUGUAUUCUGUGGAUGGAAGUCUGUGAUGGCACCAAGCACUGCUUGCUCGGCGAAGACGAAAGGAAUUGUGAUGUGAACCGUUGUCCAAGUGAGUGUACGUGCUACUAUAAUAAUGACGCCCUCUAUGUUAGAUGUCAAUCGGGAUGGACAGCGGAUACAAUUGAUAACAUGGCAGCUAUUACGAAUGUGCUAGAACUUACUGGUGGCUCUGUCAAAAAAUUGGACCAAGGCCUUUUGAAACGAUUCCUGAAGCUUCAAUCCCUGUUCCUCACCAACAAUGGCAUACGAGACAUCCAAACGCUGUCAUUCGAUGGGUUGAGCGAACUCCUUUGGCUGAAUAUCUCGCAGGAUAAUUUAACCACUUUAACAAAUGACGCCUUCAAAGGACUCGACAUGCUUCAAGGAAUUGUCAUAAAAGACGUUCCCUUGACAAGUAUCGAGGAAUUUGCAUUCAGAGGACUGCAGGAACUCCAAAUUUUGGUGUUGAUUCGCGGACAGGACGCAAAAGCAAGGGAUGAGUCCAUUAAUAUCCAUCCGUCAGCUGUCCUGGAGCUCACCAAUCUUCAAACAUUGUAUCUUGAUGACUACCGUUUGUGUUGCGAAUUCAAGAAGUUGCAGUCAUUUGACCCAGCUAACUGCUUUACCACCGAACAGCAAUCGCCUCUCUUCAACUGUGGAAGUCUCAUGCAGAACACAUUCCUUCGUGUCUCCAUGUGGUUUCUUGGCCUGAGCGCCCUGGUUGCACGUUGUUCGGCUAGUGGUAGUCGAGAUUCCUCAAACGCUGCUCAGCAGGGUGCACCAAAGUUAGGCACAGGUAGUGAUAUUGCAGUUUGCCGUAAGGCCAAUCCCUGCCCUGAGGAUGACACUCGUUUGUGA
Acanthaster planci (crown-of-thorns starfish) is the source of this 1760-nucleotide messenger RNA. Its product is annotated as G protein-coupled receptor GRL101-like. Gene Ontology annotation, cellular component: plasma membrane. The record is from RefSeq and is a predicted model, not a curated record. NCBI's taxonomy places the organism in Eukaryota, Metazoa, Echinodermata, Asteroidea, Valvatida, Acanthasteridae. Gene Ontology annotation, molecular function: protein binding; G protein-coupled peptide receptor activity. Gene Ontology annotation, biological process: hormone-mediated signaling pathway; activation of adenylate cyclase activity; adenylate cyclase-activating G protein-coupled receptor signaling pathway.